Molecule: messenger RNA, 363 nt
Organism: Saprolegnia diclina VS20
Lineage: Eukaryota; Oomycota; Saprolegniomycetes; Saprolegniales; Saprolegniaceae
Exons: 1
Coding region: 17-328 (103 amino acids)
Source: RefSeq, a predicted model, not a curated record
CAAAGUCCCAUUUGAAAUGACCAAGCUGAAGACUCCGAGUCCGCGCAACAGGGUCCCCCGCCCGCGUCUCGACGCCGCGUCAACGCAGGCGCAGGCCACGACAGCAGAGAAUGCAGAACUGUUCCGGAGCAUCGCUGAGUCCGCCCUCAUCUUUGCUAACCUCGUCCAGCAGAUCGCUGACGAGACGAUCGAGGUGUCGGAGCGCGAGAAAGAGGAGAUCUUAGCGAUCGGGCGCCUCGUGCAGGCCUUUGUGCAGAAGUAUGCACGCGGCGACAGCACGGACCUCGGUGAAUGGCCCAUCGCUGACGCGAGUCCAAGCCUUAAAUAACCGUUUAUAAUACAGGUACACGUCACAUACCAAUA